Messenger RNA from Tarenaya hassleriana, 1284 nucleotides. RefSeq lists its product as uncharacterized. The transcript has 5 exons. Gene Ontology annotation, molecular function: ubiquitin protein ligase activity. NCBI's taxonomy places the organism in Eukaryota, Viridiplantae, Streptophyta, Magnoliopsida, Brassicales, Cleomaceae. Gene Ontology annotation, biological process: protein ubiquitination. The record is from RefSeq and is a predicted model, not a curated record. The coding region runs from base 241 to 978 and encodes 245 amino acids.
ACUGUCAUUCAAACAACCACUUCGCCUCUUUUCUUGAAAAAGCAGACUUUGAGAAACCCAAACUGGGAUCAUCGGAUUGGGUGAAACAUCCAAAUAGCUAAAGGAGAAGCCAUCACCAAACCCUUUUUUUUUUUCAUCAUCUUCUUCGUAUUUUGAAUCUUUGUUCGAUACUUGUGAAUCAUCGCUUGCUGGAGUUUCUGUUUGUUUGAUGGGAAUUAGUUUCUGGGGAAUUUCCCUGCCAUGGCCAAAUUGUCGUUCAAGGAUUCUCUGAAAGCUCUGGAAGCCGAUAUCCAACACGCUAAUACACUUGCUUUAGAUUAUCCGCGGGAUAAGGAUGGAGCUCGUGUUCAGAUGAGACUGUCUUAUAGCCCGGCUGCCCAGUUCUUCCUUUUUCUUGUUCAGUGGACUGACUGUCACCUUGCUGGUGCCCUCGGUCUUCUCAGAGUUCUUAUUUAUAUGACCUAUGCGGAUGGGAAGACCACAAUGGCAGUUUACGAAAGAAAAGCCAGUAUUAGAGAGUUCUAUGCUGUGAUAUUUCCGUCGCUGUUACAACUACAAAAGGGCAUUACGGAUCUGGAAGACCGCAAGCAGAAAGAGGUUUGCAAUAUGAGGUACAGAAGGAAGGAUGAGGGAGAAAGGGGUAAGCUCUCGGAUAUCGACAUUGAAAGAGAAGAGGAAUGUGGGAUUUGCAUGGAGAUGAACAGCAUGGUCGUGCUUCCCAACUGCACUCAUUCUUUGUGCAUCAAGUGUUACCGGGACUGGCGAGGGCGGUCUCAGUCGUGUCCCUUCUGCCGGGACAGUUUGAAAAGGGUAGAUUCGGGUGAGCUCUGGAUCUUCGUCGAGAAAACCGACGCAGCUAAUCUCUCUGCCAUCACGAGAGAGAAUCAGAAACGGCUGUUCAUGUUCAUCGAGAAGCUUCCACUGGUGGUUCCAGAUCACGUGUUUGCGUCUUCUCCCUACGAUUGCCAUGUCAGGUGAAGAAGAAGAAGAAGAUGGAGGAAGCUUUUCUUAUAAAAAGCCGAAACCGGAUCUGGUAACUGUCUCUGUAUAUGCGUCUGAAAUUGGAAAGGAAGGGACACUGUGUAUGUAUGUAUGUAUUAGAGUAAAAGCCUUCUUCCGUUUCUGGGAAAGUUCUGUUCUACGUGCUUUUUUGGUGCAUUUGGCGAUGCUUUCCCGUUCCCGUUGAAACCUCUCCAUGUAAAUCUGUUAAUCUAAACCUCUUCCCACAGAAGAAGGUUUCACUCUCAAAUUCAGUCAACGGAGAUGCUGCUCCUUCUGUUUCAA